GAGGAACAACAAUCAUGGAAAAAGUACAUGCAACUGUAAACCAUGCCGGCGCAAACCAGAUUCCAGAUUUGACGAACAAGGUUCUGGAAAUCAAGGAACUUCUUUUCAGCCGCUUUUCAAGUAAAGAAUUAAAGCGGAUGUGGGCACCAGACGAGUCCUCUGUUACGAUGAAAAUGCAGAACUUAUCUGUAAACGAAGAAGAAGAUCUGUCAAUCUCUCUGGUUUAUCUUUUAACGAAAGAGAUUAAUCUUUUAGAAAGAGGGGAUGAUCCCUUGCAAAAAUUUUUGUCUAGAGCUGUGCAAAGAGCCUUAACAAAGUUCAAGCAAUAUGGCACUUUGACAAAGGUUCUCCGUGGAAGCGUCGUGUUCUUUAUACAGUUAUCGUUCGUCAAUUGCUACGAUGAUAUGCUUUCCGGCAGACUGACAACAUAAUUUAAACCAUUGGAAAUGGAGUUGAAGAAACGUCUUCAAAGACCAAGUCUAGAACUGGAUGUGAUCAUUAAUACCAAUGAAGUCCAGCACUUUCUUCAACAUUCUUUGCAACUGUUAAAACAGUUGGAUGCUGGUUUAGACGUGGACCAAGAGCCAACCUCCGACAAAGG
Mya arenaria is the source of this 601-nucleotide messenger RNA. RefSeq lists its product as uncharacterized. The record is from RefSeq and is a predicted model, not a curated record. The transcript has 5 exons. The coding region runs from base 15 to 431 and encodes 138 amino acids. Lineage: Eukaryota; Metazoa; Mollusca; Bivalvia; Myida; Myidae.